AUGGGUGGACAUAUCAGUGUUGUUACCCUCACUGUACAUGUUAAACCUACACCUGAACUCACAUCAAGCCUUACAGGAGCUGCACUGGUGGGAAACCCAGUGACUCUGCACUGUAAGCUGGACCAGUCUGCUGGAUGGAGCUUUUACUGGUCCAGACACACACAGAACCCUGAGAAUGAGACCAACACUGCAGCAAACUCCUACAACAUCAGUUCAGUGGCGCCCUCUGAUGGAGGCCAGUACUGGUGCAGAGCUGGCAGAGGAAACCCAGUCUACUACACAAACUACAGUGAUGCAAUCUGGUUAAACGUUACUGCUGGUGAUUCCUCCUCUCUUGGCCUUGUUGGUUUGGCUGUGGGACUGAGUUUGGUCGUGUUCUCCAUCUUACUGACCCUGCUGUGGUGCUACAAAACCAACAAAGAAUCUCUGUGUCGCUGUACUGGGAGUCAGUCAGACAUCAAUCAGACAUCAGAUCAGACCCAGAGAGAGUCAGGAGAAGCUGCCCACAUAUAUGACACAGCUGAGCGAGCAGACAGGAGCAGCACAGAUGAACCUGCAGAUGACCUCAGUGAUGUCACUUAUGCUCAGGUCAUGAAACACAACAAGAAAAGCAGGAAUAAAGACACUGGUGCUGGACCCAGUGAAGUCACUUAUGCUGAGAUCGAACUGAAACCAAAACAGAAAGCAAAGAAAAAAGAAGAGAAGAGCAGUGUGGGGGCAGACACUGUAUACUCAGAGCUGAGGCAGGACUCACACAAAGGUCAGAGCUCCAAGAUCUAUGGUUGUUGAGGAACAGCACAGACUGCUGGGAAACAGAGUUCAUCCUCCUGUGUUACUCACUCAA
This is a messenger RNA of Electrophorus electricus (electric eel), 844 nucleotides long. The record is from RefSeq and is a predicted model, not a curated record. Lineage: Eukaryota; Metazoa; Chordata; Actinopteri; Gymnotiformes; Gymnotidae.